Messenger RNA from Aspergillus pseudotamarii, 2154 nucleotides. RefSeq names its product FAD binding domain-containing protein. The transcript is spliced from 3 exons. The record is from RefSeq and is a predicted model, not a curated record. Lineage: Eukaryota; Fungi; Ascomycota; Eurotiomycetes; Eurotiales; Aspergillaceae. Gene Ontology annotation, molecular function: FAD binding. The coding region runs from base 1 to 2151 and encodes 716 amino acids.
AUGUCUAAAUCUAUUGAGCCAUCCACCUUCAAAAACGGCUUUAAGCAGCCAUCUGAAGGCGAACCAUGGGUGUAUCCAAAGGCGGGAGCAACAGAGCUACCACCCAAACCGCAUUACGUCACACCACCCUCUGUUGACAUUGACACUGCGCCAGUCAAUAACUCUCUCGGAGGGAGCAAGCUGCGAUCCUGGCCGACUAUCUUCAAUGGCACGAAUAGUCCUGAGGGCAUCCCAGAUUGGUGGAAUCCGUCUACUGAGGUAGAUGUUUUGAUCGUCGGUGCCGGACCAACGGGUCUAGAAAUUGCUCUUAGCCUGGUUCGUCAAAAUGUUAGCUUUCGCAUUAUUGACAAGGGAGAGAUGCCUCUCCCGACGGGUCGUGCGGAUGCUGUCUUGCCACGAUAUGUGGAGAUAUUGAACAAUUGGGGCAUCUCGACGGACGUCAGUGAGGAGGGUCCAAUCAUAGCGCGGACAGCUGUCUAUCGAGACGGCAAGGUGCUCUUCCACGGACGAACGCAUCAAUCUGACUCGCGGUACCGGGGCUUGCACGUUAUCACACAGGGCCAGCUGGAGCGCAUCUUCGUGCGAGACCUCCUUCGUCAUCAGGUCCUGGUUGAACGCUGCACCACGAUGAAGGAAUAUGAGAUCUCCGAAUCAGACGACCCGGAACACCCUAUCAAGGCUGUCAUUCGGAAUGACAAGAUGGGACGUGAAGAGACCAUUCGCGCCAAAUUUCUGGUCGGUAGCGACGGCGCGUCCAGCAUGAUCCGAAAAAAGCUCGAAAUCCCCUUCCACGGCGUGAGCACCGAUCUCUACUGGGCCAUUAUGGAUGGGAAGUACGAGUCCGAUUACCCACAUGCCUGGAUCUUUGGCUGCGUUCUCAGCACCGAGCAUGGGUGCUGUAUCAUCAUUCCGCGAGAAGAUGGACACAUCCGACUGUAUACGCAGCUCAACUUGUCUCUUAUCGAACGCGCCCGUCAAGAAAGGCAGGAGCGAGACCCGACCUUCAAGGAAGCCGGCGGAAAAGUCGACGUCAACUCCAUCACACCAGAAGAGGUGCUGGAGCAAUCAAACCGAAUCUUUGCCCCUUACACGGUGAAGUUCGCGUCCCCAUUGACCUGGUACGCCAUUUGGAAGGUCAGCGAAAGAGUUGCUGAAUCCUUCUCUUCGGAAGACCUGAGAGUACACCUGGCCGGUGACGCUGCACAUGUCCAUAGUGUCUUUGGUGCUUUUGGCCUCAAUGCGUCAAUCUUGGACGCUUCCAACUUAGGCUGGAAACUCGGAUACUGCUCUCGUGGCCUGUCGCCCAUAGAGACUUUACUCCCAACGUAUGACAUGGAGCGCAGGCUUCAUGCCGCGAACGUGGUAGAACUCUCGGGCAAGUAUCUUCGCUACUGCUGCAAUUCUGACAUACCGGUACCGCACACUCACGAGUUGGGUAAAGAUCUUGGUGCCAAGGCGAUCCAACACGCCGUUCGAGGCGAGCCAUACGGCUUUGCCAAGCCCGGAGAAAAACUCCCAGAACAUCUCUACCUAGCCGACUACUAUCACAAGUACGGUGCAUUUAUGCUUGGUCUAGAUGUCGCAUACGGCAAGUCGAUUGUGUUCCCCGUGCAAGAUGGAGCUCCCGUGCCAGUGGAUGUCGACAAUGGCGUUCGUGCACCUAAUCCACGGGUAAGUCUCAGCUCUGGGACUACUGGGUACCUCUACGAUGUGAUGAAAGGUGCGGGCUCUUUCCAUCUUGUCGUCUUUGCGUCUUCUAUCGAGGGGUCGGUGAAACACAACCUUCAGCAAUUUGCUAAAUCAUUGCGUGAUCCGUCGGGAUUCUACGCUCGCUAUGGAGGCCGGCAGCUGUUCAACAUUGUCAUAGUGACUAAACGACUACCCUUUGAGAUCGAUGCCAUCCUGGCAGAGCCGGAGCUUCAGAGGUUGAGAGAGGUGGCAUCCGUUGUGUUUGACGAUCAAGCUCCGGAUGAGGACGCCCAUACGAUGUGGGGUGUUGAUCAUGGCACUGGUGCAGUGAUCGCUAUCCGUCCCGAUCUAUGGGUCGGACUGAGGGUACGACCUGAUCAGGUCGAUGAGCUGGAUCAAUAUUUCUCUGGAUUCUUGAUCCCGCAAGUAAAGCAACAGGUCAAUGGACAUGCCCAGGCAUAGUAG